Clunio marinus is the source of this 1371-nucleotide messenger RNA. The record is from the annotation of a GenBank genome assembly. Lineage: Eukaryota; Metazoa; Arthropoda; Insecta; Diptera; Chironomidae.
GUUCAACAUGAACGCGGUCCCAGGAAGCCAAAAUUGCAACAUUUACAUUCACAAUUAGCUCAUCAUCAGCAGCAUCAUCAUCACCAUCAUCAUCAUGGUGGAUUUAAUCCAAUGACAGUAAAUGCUUCAUCUUACGCACAUCAUAAUCUUCAAAGCCAUCAUGCUGGUGCUGCCGCACAUUUUACACAAUUAAAUUCAUUUCAACAACAUUCAACCAUCCUCCAUCAUCCACAACCAUUGUCGUUUGGAACCCUUCUACAUCCAACACCAAUUCUUCCCAACCCUGGUUUAAAUCAACAUAAUGUGCUGACUGCAAACGGAAAGUUCUCUGAUCAGCCAAAACUGACUUCAGGCUUUGAUUUUCCUUCAAUCAAUAGCAACUUUUACAAGCCACUUAGUCAGCAACUUCAUCAAUUUUCACCAACAAACUCAAAAAGCACAAUCAGUAUUGAUUCAUCUUCAGCUUCAACAGUAUCUGAACGUAUUAUGAGUCCACAUUCAACUAUUGAUUCACAUUCACAACAUAUUGCGACACCACCACCAGAACCAUCAACACCUCUAAAUAAACUUCAAACAACUCCUACAACAACAAGUGUCGAGCCAAAUAACAUUUCGGCAUCAUUUUCUGCUUCAUCAGCUUCAUCCGUCUCAUCAUUUACGGCUGUCACCAAUGGAAAUGCAGCAUCAUCCCAACUAAGUCAACAAACCGCAAGGGCUAACAUGCAAAACGGUUUAUUGGACAUUCUUAUGAGUCCCGACAAGUAUCAAGAACUCAUUCAAUAUCAUCAAGCUCAGAAUUCAAUUAUUUUUCCAUCUCUGCAUCAUGCGGCGUAUCAAAUUGAUGCAUUAAAUCCAAGAUUACCUACGUGGGAAUUUUUACAGGAAACAACAGCUCGUCUUUUAUUUAUGGCAGUGCGAUGGGUUCGUUGUCUGGUGCCAUUCCAGACACUUUCAAAAAGUGAUCAACAACUUUUACUUCAAGAAUCGUGGAAGGAACUUUUUCUUUUGAAUUUUGCACAAUGGAGCGUUCCAUGGGAUUUGGCGACACUUUUUGACAGUCCACAUGUUCGUGAAAGAAUUCCUGAUGAUCCGACGACAUGUGUGGAGAUGAAAACAGUUCAAGAGAUUCUGUGUCGUUUUCGACAACUUUCACCAGAUUCAAGUGAAGUUGGAUGCAUGAAAGCGGUGAUUUUAUUCUCGCCAGAAACAGCUCGAUUAUGUGACGCUCAACCAGUUGAAAUGCUUCAAGAUCAAGCGCAAUGUAUUCUCUCAGAUCACGUCCGCUUACGUUAUCCUCGUCAACCAACACGAUUCGGUCGUCUUCUUCUCUUACUGCCUUCACUUCGGGCAAUUCGUUCAACAACAAUUGAA